UAAAACCCCUGCCUGGAUCUGGAUCCCAAUAUUUUGAAUUUAAGGUCACGUGAUCGUCCGCGCGCCGCCAUGAUGGUCGUUAUUUCAACAGUUUGUUUUUGAUGUGUUUGAACGAUGUUCGAGGAAAGUAUGUUCUUGUCUUUUUUUUUUUUACGUGGUGUAAUUAGCAACCGGUUAACAAUAAUUGCCUAAAAGCGGCUAUUGAAGGCAAUGAAAAUAUGUCUACCACAACUUCCACAUCAUCUUCUCUAAAUCCUAAAUGCCAUGAGUACUGUCAUGGAACGCCAGCAGUCUGCUAUUGCCCCCAGUGUUGUGCCGUGUUCUGUGAAUCCUGUUACAAUUUGGAGCACCAAGGAAAUGAGAGAAAACGUCGUCACGAAAAGCAGUCGAAACUACGUCCAAUCUGCACUGAACAUCGUCAUCCUCUGGAAUUCUUUGACUUCACAACUAGUAGAGCUCUCUGUGUCCUUUGUAAAAAGGCCCUCCAAUCAGAAAGUCAAGUCGAAUUAAUAGAGACCAUCGAAGAAGCAGUGCCAAAACUUAGAAAACUCCUCCAAGAAAAAGUAGCUUCGACAGAAUCUUUGCUAGAAGAUACUGGUCGUGUUACUGUAGAAGUAGAGAAAACAGCCCAAGAAGCUGUGAAAAUAGCCUAUAGGCAGAUUGAUAAUGUGCUCGCUCAGUGUCGAAAUGCAUUGGAAAAAAGAGAAAAACAGGUUAAAGACAAAGUGCAGCUAUGUAAAGACAUCUUUCUAAACGAUGAAGAAAACACCGCUCUAAAGAAUAACAGAAGUGAACUGUCAAAAGCAGUAAAGGAAGCCGAAGGUAUUUUGCACAGUGAUGAUGCUAGAGCAAUGGUUGUGCAAUACAAGGAAACCUUAAGCAAUUUGGACAACUUGACCUUCAAGGUUUCUCGAGGAGGCUUAAGAGCUGCAAGGGACCUUAAAUUCACGGUGAAAUACUGCCCAGCCGUAUUGAACCGUAUUCAAAAUCUCAUGAUUAUCGAGCCAACAUUGAACGAUUUUCCUGAGGCGGAAGAGGGUGAAAUUAUGUACUCUGGCAAAGACUCUAGAGUCAGGUUCGUCAUCGGAAUCAAGCCCCCAACGGACACUAGGAGACCGAGCAACCACGACAAGGAAACGCAGAAUAACAGGGAACAGGAAAAUUGUGAACACGUAUCAUCGGAACAGCAUGAGGGUGGACAAGGCGCUCCUGUAUCACACUCAACAAGCGUGAAAGACGCCUACGACAAACAGCAUGUGGAAGACGUUCGUCCUGCACCCACAGAGACAAGAGACUUGUCCGAAGUAGAAGUAAUAGGUACAAAGCCAUCGAGAGGAUGCGAACAGCUUAAUAUGACGCAGGAUAAUAAAAAUAAGGCAAGUGAGAAGCCACAUAAUGAGUCAUUGAAUGCUGGGCACGAAGAGUCAAACGAUUUGAAAAGCUCACCACUAAAGCGCGGUGGUACCACUAAGAGGCCUGCCGUAGGGAACACUGUGCGCUUGCCAGUCAGGACAUCCCCAGAGACUGUACCCAACCCUGCAGGACAAGGGAAUGUCUUCUCAAACAUCCAGAAGAUGCUGGACAAAGGGGACCAGGCACACAGGACUGUUUCAACGAUGGCUACACCUGUCGCAGGACAGCGUACACAAUCAGGUUUCCGCGUUACAGGUUCAACAACAGAAGUAUGUGCACGACCUUUUCCGACCACCACUAAGGCUGCAACUCCAGCUAUACCUUCUUCUGUGAAGGGAUCUCCCGGCCGAGCUAUGACUACCUCGUUCGGACGAACACCGGAAUUUUCCCAAGUAAGAGCACCCGGGAAUACGCUCACUUUAAACGCAGCUGCAUCAGGCUGCCCGCAAAUAGUACGAGUACUCUUAUCAUCGGGUCCUAAUGGUACAGGGCUAGCAGCCAGUUCGGUGUCUUCUGUCUUGACUUCUUCGACGGGAGUGCCAACGUUAAUUAACCGUACCCCAACGGGCCUGCGAACGGUUACAAACGCUGCCCCAACAGGCCUGCAAACGGUUACAAACGCUAUCCCAACAGGUCUGCGAACAGCAUCAAAUAAUACCCAACCGAGCCUGAGAACGGUAACAGAAGGUUUCCUAAACAGACAGCAAACGACGAAAAAAAGCACUUUUACACUCCUGCGAAAUAAAGCAAACGAAAGCCCAGAGCAAACGGUUACAAAUGGGAAACAAACGGGAUUAAGAACAACUACAAAAAGUACUCAAAUUGGAAUUCAAACUGUGGCACCAUCGCAUACACCACUAAAAAGUUCCGUUUCCGCCAAAAAUUGUAAUUUACCUAAGCAAGGACCUGUGACAGUCUCAUCGAAGCCUGCCAUAGCACUCACCACAUUGGCUCCACAACGAACCCUAUCGUCGCUGACUGGCCCACUCAUUAAAACCACAGUGUCUCCAGCAAAAACGACGCUGAGCAACCCAUCAAGCCCGCGACAUAUCGAGCAGUUUCCUAGCAGUUUCUACACGUCUGCGGAGGACAUACUAGACAUGCUGAUCCAUUCAUCCCCUAAAGCCCCAAAAGGGUCGAAAGAGGCUUCGCUCCUGGACCAAACAUUCAUCGAAGACGCUAUGCCACCUGUAGAUGACAGCCCAGCGGUGUCUCCAGAUACCCACCAUGAGGUAUGCAGGAUGGCGUCACCAGACAAGACGACACGUAACUCAAAGAGUGCACGCGCUGCUGGUGGCGACUCAACAGCAGUCAAAAACGGUAAAGGAACUGUGCAAGCAACUGUGGCGUUAAUGGAUUGUCGCCAUGGCAACAAUCAAUCAAGGGAAAAGAAAAGUCCACGAACGCCAAAGGAGAAGCUAAAAGUAUCAAGCACACCAACUUCUCAAAGCGGAAGGAAACGUGGUCGCCAGAGGACUGAGUCAGACGAUGUCUACAAGCCUCCCUGUGUGCUCCGCCCCAGGCUCCAGGAGGCGUCACCAGAGGGAUGCAAGCGGUUCCGCAGGGGAGGAGAGCUGGACAGGGAAAUUAACAAAUGUGAUAAGAUUUUGACAGAACUCUGGGCACAUGAAGAUAGCUGGGCAUUUGUCCGACCAGUUGACCGCAAACAGUGCCCUGAGUACUACAAGCAGAUUGCCAACCCGAUGGAUCUAUCCAUAGUGAAGGAGAAGCUACAUUCGUAUCAGUACCACUCCGUCGUCGAGUUCGUGCGUGACAUGAAUUUGAUCUUCUCCAACUGCAAAGACUUUAACAAGCCGGGUUCCACGAUUCUCGAAGAGGGGUUACGUCUUGAGGAGCUCUUCAAGCAGUUGCUAUAUGAUAACUUUCCCGGAAUAGAAGAGGUCAUUCAGAGUGAAGAGUUGAUGGAGUCAAGCUUGUGAACGAUGGCUUUGAACUCCCCCCCCUCCCCCCCCCCUCUCCGCUCUAGCACAGGGAUCUCGUUGAUUUUUUAUGCUUUCCAAAAUUUCCCAAUUGGUAUGGACCCCAGUAACUGUUCAUUUAUUAUUUAAAAUCUAAAACCAUUUGAAAAAUAAUUUUAAAGAAUACCCGCUUGUUUGGUUAUUUUUUUUUUCACAUGAACAUAAGGAUUAUGACAGUUUUGUCCUAAGAGGCUAAGCCAAAGAAAUUUUUCAUAAUAAGAAUUCUCACUCAACCUUUCAUGCAGUAAAGAGUUUCCUCUAGAAUUCUAUUUUACUCCUUAUUAUUUCUAAAUUCAUGUAUUUGGUAAACUGCUUUCCGUAUAUGAAAUGAACUUAUAUUAUCUUUUCAAAAGAUAUAUUAAAAUAUUUGAAACGUUUUUAUGAAAUUCAGGAUAUUUGCAAGCUAUAUUAUUGUAUGAAUUGAAAAACAAAACAAAAUCAAAAUAUUCAUUUUUUUAAAUAAAAUACAUGAUAUGAGCAAGCAUAUCUUUUUCCCAAGUAACUAAUAUUGUAUAAAUUGAAAAACAAAACAAAAAAAUAUUCAAAUAUUCAAAACCCUUUAUAAAAUACAGGAUAUGAACAAGCAAUAUUUUUUCAAAGAAACUAUUAAUGUAUAGAUUGAAACACAAAAUAUGUAUUAAAGUACUUAAAGUUAUAUAUGAAAUACAGGAUAUAAACAAGCAAUAUCGAUUGAAAACAAAA
Nematostella vectensis (starlet sea anemone) is the source of this 4094-nucleotide messenger RNA. Its product is annotated as bromodomain-containing protein DDB_G0270170. Gene Ontology annotation, cellular component: nucleus; chromatin. The record is from RefSeq and is a predicted model, not a curated record. Lineage: Eukaryota; Metazoa; Cnidaria; Anthozoa; Actiniaria; Edwardsiidae. The coding region runs from base 219 to 3353 and encodes 1044 amino acids. Gene Ontology annotation, biological process: chromatin remodeling; regulation of DNA-templated transcription. The transcript has 8 exons.